Messenger RNA from Vespa mandarinia (Asian giant hornet), 2483 nucleotides. RefSeq lists its product as uncharacterized. The record is from RefSeq and is a predicted model, not a curated record. Gene Ontology annotation, biological process: ribosome biogenesis; pseudouridine synthesis; box H/ACA snoRNP assembly. Gene Ontology annotation, cellular component: sno(s)RNA-containing ribonucleoprotein complex. NCBI's taxonomy places the organism in Eukaryota, Metazoa, Arthropoda, Insecta, Hymenoptera, Vespidae. Gene Ontology annotation, molecular function: RNA binding.
UUUGAAGGGGCGCCACAAUAUGAAAUUUAUUUUUGACAGAAAAUAUCAAAAAAUAUUGAAAACAACAAAUAAUUUUAAAUUCAGAUGUAAUUCGAAUACCGAUUUUUAAUAACAAAGUCUCAUUUUAUCGAUGAAGUUUUAAACGAGGAAAUAACUUUUUCGAAUUCUUGUCUCUGAAAACUAUUCUUAUUAGUAAAUUAUUCUCAAAAGAAUAUCUUUUUUAAUAACUUUUUUUUUUUUCAAAGGAAAGAAAAUUUGUUCAAAAAUUCGAGAAAGUCAUCUUCUUAUUUAAAUCUUCAUUUUUAUAAUGAUAUCUUGUUCAUCAAAAUUGGUUAAGAAUUACGUUUGUAUUCAUUGUUGGCGUAAACCAUUACAUAUUCAUUUGAUUUCUUCAACAUAACCUAAAUUUACCACGCAAUCAGCUUAGCACGUGGAUCUGUGUGACACAUAAAGAAGAGACCGAAAUAUUUUUUUGUUCAACAAUUUAUAUUUAAUUUAUACAAACUUGUGAUUGUGAAGAAGAAACUAUAAUUAUGAGUGAUAUUUCUGAAAAAUCUCAUAAAACUACGUCUGAAACAGAAAAUGGGGAAGUAUAUAUUAUAUAUGACUCGACUAUGCCAGAAACAAACGAAAAUAAAGUAGUACCAAUCUUCAAUUGCGCCUACUCUGACAUUACAGAUGAUUCUAAUGAUAGUAAAAAUAUAUUAAUAGAAACGGUAGAGUCUAAUAAUACUACAGAUACAAACGUAUCUUAUCCAUUAAAUAAUGAAGUAUAUGAAAUACAUGAUUCUACACUUGAACUGACAAAAGAGAAUAAAUAUCAAAGAAUAAUGCAUUCUGAUAAAGUUAUUACUAACAAUAAUAUUGAAUGUACUGCUACAAAAGCUAUUGAUAAUGAUAAUGUUGAAGAAAUGACUAUAGAAGCUAUUACAAACGAUAUUAUUGAACAUAUACCUGUAGAAACUAUUAUUGAAGAAACCAAUAAUUUUGACACUCACAAUUCUUCAAUGCAUAAGGAUGAUAUGAUUUCACAUAAAAUAUCAGUAAGCAACAAAACAACUUCAUCUCUUUCUGCAAUUGCUGUAGAAUAUGAUUCUGAUGUAGAUACUGAAGAUAGUAUAUGUACCAAUACAAAUAAAAGUUUAGAUCUUAAUAAAAAUCAAAAUAAUGAAAAUAUAGAAAUUUUAUGUUGUGAGAAUACAAAUGUAUAUCGUGUAAAGAAUGAAGAGUUAUCUAAUAAAGAUAGUGAUAGUGAUAGUAAUAGUGACAGUGAUGAUUCUAGUAAUAGUAGUGAUUCAUCAGUAAUAGUUAUACCAAAUGAUUCAGAUGAAAAUAGUGACAAUGAAACAAAAAGAAAUAAAAUAAAAGAUAAAAGACAAUCUAAUGAAAGGGAACUAAAAAGUGAAUUAGAUGAUCUACCUCCAAUAGAAGAUCUUAAAAUAUCUGUAUCUGAAAAUUCAUGUGAUUUAGUUGGAGAAGUUGCCUGGAUGGUUGAACAAUUAGUAGUUGUCCGUCCUAAAGCUGGUAAACCAACUCUUAAUUUAGAUACUGUCCUUUUUAUUGAUAAAGGAAAAAGAGCAUUGGGUAGGGUAUUUGAUGUUUUUGGACGAGUUUCUGAUCCACAUUAUUGUGUAAGAUUUAAUAGUCCUGCACAUAUAAAAGAAAAUGAAAUUAAUAUUGGUAUGGCAGUUUAUUAUUGUCCAAACUCACCAUAUACAUCUAUUGUCUUUUUACAUGAAUUAACUAAAAUGAAAGGUACCGAUGCUGUUGAUGAUGAUGAAGCUCCAGAUUUUUCUGAUGAUGAGGAAGAAAGGAAAUAUUAUGAAAAUUUAAAACAAAAGAAAGUAAAUGAAAUAAUUAGUUCAGAGGACAAUAUUCCACAUAAGCGAAGACGCAAGUCAACCUCGAGUUGGCAGUCCAAUCAUCCUUGGAACAGAAAUAUAGGACAAAAUUUUAAAGGAAGGAAAUCCCAGGUUAGAAAUAAUGAUAGUUCCGGUACAUCUAAUUCAUAUAGUUCACCAUGGACAUCGUUUCCAUAUUUUAAUAAUUUAAAUUAUCCGACUAAUUUUCAACAAAUGCAUUCAACGCAUAAUGGACUUUAUGGAUAUAUGCCAUAUUCAAAUAACUUGCAAACUAGCAAUACAAACCAAAAUUCCAACAAGUAUAAUAUUAGCCCUCAAUGUAUUAAUGUAAACAGAAAUGAAACGUCAAUACCAAAUCCUAAGAUUUCUUUUGGAAUGCUUCCUAGGUUUCAAUCUGCUACGUCAGCAAAUGUUAAUAGACAUAAUACAUUUCCAGCUCCAAAUAUAAGAUUUCCACGUACAGAUAUGUAUUGGCAAUCACAAACUUCAUAUGUGACUUCACCUUUAUCCUUUUUACCUCCACCACCUCCACCUCCACCUCCAUCUUCCAUGAUGCAAAUGUUUGAUGAACAAAAUCAUGAUACCUCACAAUAACAAUGUAUUGGUAUCAAAUUAAAAUAA